Doryrhamphus excisus (bluestripe pipefish) is the source of this 2797-nucleotide messenger RNA. It is a transcript of the gene dipk1b, whose product is annotated as divergent protein kinase domain 1B. The record is from RefSeq and is a predicted model, not a curated record. NCBI's taxonomy places the organism in Eukaryota, Metazoa, Chordata, Actinopteri, Syngnathiformes, Syngnathidae.
GUUAUAUCAAUGGCAGCCACAUUGAAUGUGCUGAUUUGGGGCUACGUCCCCUUUAAGAGGCAGGCCCAUGAGGGCGGGGCUUAUCCUAUGAGAAGGAGGAGGGGGGCAGUGAAGCGCCGGUAUUUUUUUUUUUAAUUAUCUUAUGAUUGUCUUUCUCUUUGCUUUAUUUAUCAUCAAGAGAGAAACUUGAAUAACGCCGAUGCAUGACGUCACUAUGGAACAUCUUUCAUCUUCUGUGCUGGUCAAGGUUAUUUUCAGAUAAUAAUAAUAAUUAAUCAGCAUUAUUGCGAAGGAGCCGCACGGUGAGACAUGCACUGCCCUGCCGAAUUCGACGAGAUGGAUUCAGGGUUAGCGACGAGGACGUGAUCAUCGGAUCCAGAAGAGGAGCAAAGGGGGAGACGACGACCUGCUUCCAUGCGUAGAUCGUCACCAUGUCCAGGGCUUUACGGAGACUGGUCCACUUGGUGCUCUUCUGUCCUCUAUCCAAAGGCCUGCAGAGUCGCCUCCCGGCCAUCAAGGUCAAGUACCUCCUACUGGCGUGGUUGGGGGCCCUGGUGGCCAGCUGGGUGCUCUACAUGCAGUACGCCUCCUACGCCGAGCUCUGUCGUGGACACGUCUGCCAGGCGGCCAUCUGCGAUCACUACAAACGCGGCGUCAUCGCCGGCUCGUCCUGCAAGGCGCUGUGCGAGCAGCGGACGCUGACGCUGCAGCACUGCAUGUCCACAUCCUCCCAAAGUCAGGUGUACGCCGGCCUGUGGAAGGAGAGGCCCGUCGUCAUCAAGUGCGGGAUCGAGGACCACCGCAAGGUCGACGGCGCUCCGGAUUCGGCGCUCAGGAGGGAGGGGAGCCUGUUUGACAAACCGACGCGUGGAACCUCCAUGGACGAGUUUAAAGAGAUGAUGCACGCCUUCCUCAAGACUAGUUUCGGAGAGCAGCCAUCUUUGGGCGCUUUGGUGGACAGGAUCAUUUCCCUGGCGGACGUCAACCAGGAUGCAAAGCUAUCUCUGGCAGAGGCCAAGUCCAUCUGGGCCCUCCUCCACAUUAACGAGUUCCUCCUGAUGGUGGCGCUGCAGGAGAAGGAGCACACCCCCAAGCUGCUGGGUUUCUGCGGAGACUUGUAUGUGACGGAGCCUCUGGGCCACACUGCCCUCUACAGGCUGGAGACGCCCCCUUACCUCCGCCCCCUGGUCCCGGAGGCCCUCAUCUCCGGUCUGAACCGGUGGCUAGCCCCCGCGUGGCCCCGACGGGCGCGCAUCACCAUCGGCCUGCUGGAGUUUGUGGAGGAGGUCUUCCACGGGCCCUAUGGCAGCUUCCUCAUCUGCGAUGCUAACCCCCGCCACGUGGGCUACAACGCCAAGUAUGACUGCAAGAUAGCCGACCUGCGUGGCGUGGCCUCGGAGGCGGCGGUGCGGGCGUACCUGAAGGGGCGGCGCUGCAAGACCAACGCCGACUGCACGUACGGCCGCGACUGCACGGCCACCUGCGACCGCCUGGUCAAGCAGUGCAACACAGACGUGGUGCAGCCCAACCUGGCCAAGGUGUGCGCGCUGCUGCAGGACUUCCUGCUCUUCGGGGCCCCGGCGGACCUCAGAGGUGACCUGGAGAGGCAGCUGCGUACCUGCGUGACGCUGAGCGGGCUGGCAAGCCAGAUGGAGGUGCACCACUCGCUGGUCCUCAACAACCUGAAGACUCUACUGUGGAAAAAGAUCUCCAACACACAGUACUCCUGAAAGACACAAGGAGGUGACAAACGUAGCUCGUUUUUUAGCCCGCUUAUCCUGUGCAGGAUCUCGGAGGGGGGGGCGCCUAUACCAGCUGACCAACAAGGAAGUACUUGUAUAAUCAUGUAAGUAAAAACCAGCAAAUUGCGAAGAUGCCACCACUGUAAAUAUUUCCAAUGUGAAAGUAAAACAACUGUCAACUUGAUUUUAUACCCUGGAACCUCUAAAGUCCAAUACUUUAUUGUACAUCAGCGGAUUCAUGUUUUGUUUAUUUCUGUUGCAAAAGGCGGCGGCUAUCAUCACCAACUGCUGGGUGUAACAACGGUGUUGAUUAUAUCACACAUCAACAUUGGGCUUUGCUGCGUGUACUCAUGCCUGAGCAAAUCUGGACUUUGUAGAUGACUUUGAGUUAUUGUGGUUGUUUCCAUGAUGCAAGGUGGCGGCUAUCAUUGCUAACUGGUGGGCGGAAGAAUGGCAUUAAUUAUAUGACACAUGCAGGCGUGUAAUACGUGCAUUUGCUGGUCAGCAAGGACACAUACCUUUUGGCUUUGUGGAUUAUUUUGAGUCAUUCUAGUUGUUUCCAUGAGGCAAGGUGGCGGCUAUCAUUGCUAACUGGUGGGCGAAAGAAUGGCAUUGAUUAUAUGACACAUGGUUGGCGUGUAAUACGUGCAUUUGCUGGUCAGCAAGCACACAUACGUUUUGGCUUUGUGGAUUCUUUUGAGUCAUUCUAGUUGUUUCCAUGAGGCAAGGUGGCGGCUAUCAUUGCUAACUGGUGGGAGGAACGACGGCAUUAACUAUAUGACACGUCCCGGUUGGGCGUUUGUGCCUACUUUUGACUUUGUGGAUUCUUUCCAACUGUUCCCAGUUCGCAAGGUGGUAGUUAUCAUUCAUAACUGGUGGGAGGAUUGAUAGCCAAGUGUAGCCAAGUCCUGUACUCCGACGGCGCUCCAAUGCUCCAAAGUCAACUAGUGUCUAAGAAUGUUGGGUUUUGGAGGUUCUUCUGUAUAAAAGUCCAAAGGACUGAUGUGGACAAUCAGUAGUGAUUAAAAACCUGUCACAACACGUCAGUUCAGACU